Dujonia railenensis is the source of this 678-nucleotide messenger RNA. Lineage: Eukaryota; Fungi; Ascomycota; Pichiomycetes; Serinales; Debaryomycetaceae. The record is from the annotation of a GenBank genome assembly.
AUGAGUACUGCACUUGACAAAUCUUUAGACGACAUCAUCUCUUCCCAAAAGAAGGCUAGACCUGCCAAGAAGGUCGUCGCUAAGAAGUCAAAGCCAGGUAUCAGUAAGAAUAUUAGCAAGAAGGCUACGCCUAAGUCUAAUAAGAAACCUGUUGUUUCAUUCAAGAAGCCAGCUGCUCCAGCUCCUGCUGCUAACACCUUAGACGCUUCAUACGCAACUAAGGUUGUUGUCCAUGGUUUGCCAAAGGACAUCAAGCUCGAUGCUAUCAAGGACUUUUUUCAAUCUCAAGUUGGUGGUGUUCAAAACAUUGCUUUGACCUACAAUGAAAGAGGACAAUUCAAGGGUAUCGCUACUAUUAUUUUCAAGGCCGCUAAGUCUGCUUCAUUAGCAGUAAGCAAGUACAAUGGUGCUCCAAUCGAUGGUGGAUCUUCCAAGUUGAAGUUGGAAUUGAUCAUUGACCCAACCAAGAAGCCUUUAACUUCAAGAAUCGCUCCGAUUGUUCAGCAAGUAGCCAAGGCCAAGGCCGUACAAGCUAAGAAGCAACAUGCUAACCAAAAAGGUGCCAAGGCUAAGAAGCCAGUUGCUGGUGCUAAGGUUGCCGGUGCUAAGAAGCCAGUCAAGCAAGCCAAGAAGACUGUUGAACAGUUGGACCAAGAGAUGGCUGACUACUUCGGUUGA